CUCUGCUUGUUGUGGCGUCCUCACUCUCUCCGCACCACCCGUCUCUCCGUGCUGCUGCUGGAGUUAGCUUGAGGGAGCUGGAGGAAGGUUUCCCUGUCGUGACAACCCGUUUAUACAAACUUUUACUAGUCUAGGUUGUGCCUGAUAGCCAGAGAGAGAUUUUCACUCUUGUUUUCGAUGCAUGGGAGUGCCCUGGGAGCGGCGACGGGAGAAGACAGUGCUGGUGGUCCUGACUGUCAGCAGGAUGAGUGAGCAGAGGGACAGUUUUACAGUGUUCAGGUGGGAGACUCCACCUUCACUGUGCUUAAGCGCUACCAGCAGCUGCGCGCCAUGGCUCUGGGGCCCAAGGCAUUGUCUGCUCUGCUCUAGAUACAGUCCUUGGUAUACUGUGGCAGUACAAAGCUGUGUCGGCCCUUCCAGAACCAGACCCAUGCUAAACGUGCCUACAGGUGAGCUGGUGCUGCUAAAAUGUGUCAACCACAAAAAUAUCAUCCGUCUGAUCAAUGUGUUCACGCCUCAGAAGUCCCUGGAGGAAUUCCAGGAUCUGUAUCUGGUGAUGGAGUUAAUGGAUGCGAGCCUAUGCCAGGUGAUCCACAUGGACCUGGACCAUGAGAGGAUGUCUUAUCUGCUCUACCAGAUCCUAUGUGGCAUCAGGCACCUGCACUCUGCAGGCAUCAUUCACAGGGAUCUGAAGCCCAGUAAUAUCGUAGUGAAGUCAGACUGCACUCUAAAGAUCUUGGAUUUUGGCCUCGCUAGGACGGCCUGCACUAACUUUAUGAUGACCCCCUACGUGGUGACCCGAUACUAUCGUGCCCCAGAGGUCAUACUGGGUAUGAAGUACAAAGAGAAUGUGGACAUCUGGUCAGUGGGGUGUAUCAUGGGAGAGAUGGUAAAGGGCAGCGUCAUCUUCCAGGGCACAGACCACAUUGACCAGUGGAAUAAGGUGAUUGAGGUUCUGGGCACGCCCAGUCUGGAGUUCAUGAAUCGACUGAUGGAGACCGUUAGGAACUACGUGAUGAACAAGCCACAGUAUCCUGGCGUCAGCUUUGCUGAGCUUUUUCCGGACUGGGCCUUUCCUUCUGACUCGGAACAUGACAAACUAAAAACAAGUCAAGCGCGGGAUCUGCUGUCCAAGAUGCUGGUCAUUGAUCCUGAGUGCCGGAUCUCUGUAGAAGAAGCCCUCAAUCACCCGUACAUUCACGUGUGGUACGACCCUGGAGAGGCGGACGCGCCUCCUCCACAGAUUUCAGACAAGCAGCUGGAGGAGAGAGAACACACGAUUGAGCAGUGGAAAGAACUGAUUUAUGAAGAGGUGAUUGACUGGGAGGAGAGGAACAAGAAUGGAUUGAUGAAAGAAGAUUGCUCAGACGUGGUGUCAGCUUCGGCCUCGCAGUCCUCAUCAGCCAAUGACAUCUCGUCCAUGUCCACGGAGCAAACCUUGGCCUCGGACACAGACAGCAGCAGCAUCGACACACUGACAGGACCGCUGGAUGAAAGUCAGUGAUUGCAGUCCUCCUCAUGUGUCUGCCUGCAUCAGUCCCCCCCUUCACAUUUGCAAUGUCCAAAUAUCAGAAUACAAUCAUCUUUCUCUUUGCUGCCUCUCCCAAUAAUGUUAGAUGAUUUGCCCUUUCUAUUCUUUUUGUCCUUUUUUUUCAUUAUUUCUCUCUAAACUUUUAAAUAGGUCUAUUUUUCUAUUUUUUUUCAGUGUGGUGGAUCUUGUUGAUCCUCUUUAACGCUACACUUUUUUCUUUUUUUUAUCGUUGCCCAGUUGUUGAAUCCAUCUUAUCUGUCUGUUGGGUCAGAGUUCAUUCUUCUACACGUGGAAAUUGUUUUACUUGAUCAAGUAUAUAUGAUAAUGUUUGCAUCCAUAUUGAUUUUCAGGUUGUUUGCUCCCUUUGCCUGUAUUUAAUAGUUUUAUUUUUUUAGCAAUAUUAAGUUGAGGUCAGAGGUUGUUGUAAUCAACCAGAGCAGACACACUUUAACAUAGACCACAGCUGCCUGCUGCUCUCAUGCAUGUUAUGCCAAUAAGAACAAAAGCUUAGCAUAAGUCAAUCACACCAUGUGGUGUCCAUCUGAUCAUCAAACACUCAUCCAAAGUUUGAUCGAUCCUUUAGCUAGCUUGCUGUAUUGCAGAUCGCCACUAUUGUGCUUCCACACAGUGUUUUUGAACUCAUUAGCUGGAGUUAUGACUAUUUUGAGAUUCUCCUCCAGACAGCUAGGGGGAGCUGAGGUUGCACUGUUACAGUUUUAGUUCCUGAUAUAAUGUACUGUAUGUAAAGAAGAUGAUCUGACAGUCAUAGUGACUCUUUCAAUAGUCAUGGAUAAGAUGUGCUUGUUUUUGUUAAUUAACUCAACAUGCCAGAAGAACCACGUUUCAGUCAGCCCCAUUUGACCCACGGUACUUACUAACAAUGUAUACAUCAAAAGAACAUCCUAAUUGUGUAAAUUUAGGAGCUGCAAAAUGCUACAUGUUCUAUUUAUUUUUGUGUUCUUGCAAAACGUUGCACAGAAUCACGUGGAAGCUGAAGUGACUUGAGCCUCUUUUCAAAGCAUUUUCAAUAACAUAUCAUUAGUGCAUUGGCUGCUCUAUUUCUAAACCAUUCCGUUCAUACAAAAUUCAUGAAUCAGACAUCAUGUAGAAUAAAUAUAAAGGCAGUAAAACACAAUUAAAUGUGUUUAUCUUGCAUGAAGGCAUUAAAAAUGCCAGUACGUUUCUGUAGUUCUUGCUAUAAAGAGAAAACCGUUCAGGUCAAUUCUUUCACUUACAGUACCUUGAUGUUCUUGUUUCUGAAAUCCUGUUUGGUGCCGACAUCAUUUUUGUUGUUGUUAUGUUUUUGUUUUUGUUUUGUUUGUUUGUUUCGCUUUGUAAGCCUAUAUAUAUAUAUGAGUGUGCGUGUGUGUGUGUGUUAUCAAAAUGUAUCGUGCAGCGCCCUCCUUUUUCCUUUGGAUCAUCCUUGAGGACAGCAGUGGCCUAAUUGCAAAGGCAACACGAUCGAGGGAGGGGGCCUCUCACGAAAAAGAUGUGUUGUGAUUUAAAAGGAAGAUGAGACUGAGGAGUCCUGAAUGAAAAAUUAGACCUUGGAACUCAAGAUGGAAAUGUGAAAGAUGGACCUUGGAUAUGGACUGUGGAGCUGCUUUAUGCAGAACUGAUUGCACAGUGUGAUGGACAUACAGAAAUAUGACACUACGGAGUCACUGAGGACUUGAAGCACUACUAUGUUUUCUUUUUUCAAACCAUGACCUUAUUCUUUCAGUCAUGCCUUAAAUGACCAGAGGAGUGGCAAAUUCACUCCCAAAAAUCAGACAAGGACUGAGCAUUGCCAUGCUCAAGAUCUGUGUGUUUACCAUGUUACAACAUGCUUCAAUAUAUUCACUGUCAGUGUCACAUUUUGUUCAGUUUGAUUCUCCAUUUAUUUCAGAGAUGUCCUGUGUGAUUGCAAUGAAUACAAGAUAAUCACUUGGCCAGCAUCUCUUUCCCUAAAGAAACUAAUAAAGUGGACAUCAGUGAUACA
Notolabrus celidotus (New Zealand spotty) is the source of this 3512-nucleotide messenger RNA. It is a transcript of the gene mapk9, whose product is annotated as mitogen-activated protein kinase 9. Gene Ontology annotation, cellular component: cytoplasm; nucleus. Lineage: Eukaryota; Metazoa; Chordata; Actinopteri; Labriformes; Labridae. The record is from RefSeq and is a predicted model, not a curated record. Gene Ontology annotation, molecular function: ATP binding; JUN kinase activity. Gene Ontology annotation, biological process: JNK cascade; protein phosphorylation.